Molecule: messenger RNA, 6179 nt
Organism: Onychomys torridus (southern grasshopper mouse)
Lineage: Eukaryota; Metazoa; Chordata; Mammalia; Rodentia; Cricetidae
Gene: Wdfy2
Product: WD repeat and FYVE domain containing 2
Exons: 12
Coding region: 231-1433 (400 amino acids)
Molecular function (GO): protein binding; metal ion binding
Source: RefSeq, a predicted model, not a curated record
GCUCCCCGCCCCCUGCUCUCUUAGGUGGCGCCGGCUUGCGGCCGGUGUGGCCGUGGUGUUGCUUCCAGAAGCCGGAGCGGGCACGUUCCCUGGACAGGCGGCAGGGCUAUGGUCGCCAGCUCCCGAAGGCCCGCUUCGCAUCUCAGUCCGAUCCUGGGCGCGAGCCUGAACUGUCUUCUCAGCCCAGCCCCCCCGGCGCGGUCGGCUGCUCCCCGGGCGCGCCCCCUCCGAUGGCGGCGGAGAUUCAGCCCCAGCCCCUGACCCGCAAGCCGAUCCUUCUGCAAAGGGUCGAGGGGUCGCAGGAGGUGGUGAACAUGGCGGUGAUCGUGCCUAAGGAGGAGGGUGUCAUCAGUGUCUCGGAAGACAGGACAGUUCGUGUUUGGUUAAAGAGGGACAGUGGACAGUACUGGCCAAGCAUAUACCAUGCAAUGCCUUCUCCAUGUUCAUGCAUGUCUUUUAACCCGGAAACAAGAAGACUGUCCAUAGGUCUAGACAAUGGUACAAUCUCAGAAUUUAUUUUGUCUGAAGAUUAUAACAAGAUGACACCCGUGAAAAACUAUCAAGCACAUCAGAGCAGAGUGACGAUGGUCCUGUUUGUUCUGGAACUGGAGUGGGUGCUGAGCACAGGGCAAGACAAGCAGUUCGCCUGGCACUGCUCUGAGAGUGGGCAGCGCCUGGGAUGUUACCGCACCAGUGCUGUGGCCUCGGGCCUGCAAUUUGAUGUUGAAACCCGUCAUGUGUUUAUUGGUGACCACUCGGGCCAAGUCACCAUCCUCAAACUGGAACAAGAAAACUGCACACUGCUCACAUCCUUCAGAGGGCACACAGGAGGGGUGACAGCACUCUGCUGGGACCCGGUGCAGCGCGUGCUGUUCUCAGGGAGUUCUGACCACUCCGUCAUCAUGUGGGACAUCGGUGGGAGAAAAGGGACAGCCAUCGAGCUCCAAGGACACAAUGACAAAGUCCAAGCCCUCUCCUAUGCACAGCACACAAGGCAGCUCAUCUCAUGUGGCGGGGACGGUGGCAUUGUCGUCUGGAACAUGGAUGUGGAAAGGCAAGAGACCCCUGAGUGGUUGGACAGUGACUCCUGCCAAAAAUGUGACCAGCCUUUCUUCUGGAACUUCAAGCAAAUGUGGGACAGUAAGAAAAUUGGCCUAAGACAGCACCACUGCCGGAAAUGUGGGAAGGCCGUGUGCGGCAAAUGCAGCUCCAAGCGCUCCUCCAUCCCACUCAUGGGCUUUGAGUUUGAAGUCCGGGUCUGCGACAGCUGCCACGAGGCCAUCACAGAUGAAGAACGUGCGCCCACAGCUACCUUCCAUGACAGUAAGCACAACAUUGUGCACGUGCAUUUUGAUGCAACCAGGGGAUGGUUGCUGACUUCUGGAACUGACAAAGUGAUUAAGUUGUGGGAUAUGACCCCAGUAGUGUCCUGAUGUCUCGCCCAGGGACUAGAAGAUAGUUUUCACUAAAGAAACACUUGUUUGAGCCUGAAAUCAUUACAGGAGGAGCAAAGUAUACAGAUGGGCAGGAAGAGAGACUGAGGGAGGCUCAAAGGGAUGUGUAGCCUCCCUGUCCUAUUGCAGUGAACCAGUGGGAGAGCACUCCCAGGACUCUUCAGUUGCCCUUCCAACAUAAAAGAAGAUAUUUUUUUACCAAAUGGUUUAUACAGCCUGGCUGUGCUGCAUUGUUUUGGGAUGUUUAAGCUUCUGUGUUUCAGCCUCCAUUGUUCUCGUUGCUUUCUGUGUCAGGGAAAACACAACAAAACAAGAAAGAGCUCUAUCUGUUGAAGAUAUGGUGUCGUGUAAAACAUGUUCUUCGCCUCAGAGUGUCCCAGAGAGCCUUUCUCUGCUCUUCCUUCACCAGCCACACUUGCCGCUCGCCAGAGUGGAUGGUUCCGGUUUGUUCUGGUGUUCUGCUGUGGUGGCCAGACAGGAGCUGGAAGACCAUGCUUGUAUGCCGAGUCACCUGUGGGGAGCAGUGUUGUCAGAAGUGCCUGUGCUCCCGCUUCAGCGCCGACCCACCUUAGGAAGUGCUUCCAGAAACCGCUGUCCACUGUCAGCCCGUCACCAGUCCGGUGACUCAGCCUCGCCAUGCAGUGCCUGUGUCUUUCUGAAUUCAGUGAGGGCUGCUGGAGCCUUUUGCAUUUUGGACUUUGGGGAUUUUGGUUUUGUUUUGUUUUGUUUUGUUUUUUUUGUAGCUUCCCUUCAUUCAUAACAUGAAAGACAAACAGAGAUGUCCACGCUUGUCAUGAAGGUGCAUCUUUCUACGUGGUGUUGCCUCUGAAUGUGAACGUUUAUUGCUUUAAGAUUAGAAUCCUACUCUCUUCACCAUCCAUAUUUAGUUCCCCUUUUAAAACCAGGUAUUUACGCAUCUUUAUGAUAAUGUAUACUUUUCAAUGAAGCCGAUGUGUGAUCUAAACAGAGGUACUAAGAAACAGAGUUCUCCUAAGGAAAUCAGCCCAUCUUGCUGAGGUGCAGUAAGGACUCACUUCGGGAUGUCAAGGUACAUUAAAGUAGUAGCAAGCCUGUGCCUGGAAAUUGGCCCGUCCAAGCACGUCACACAUGCUCACCCAUCAGGAAUACCAGUGAGGUUGCCGGGUCAAAGGCUCGUGGGUAAACAGGCUGAUUGCUUGCCCUGACUCUCCAUGUCACGGUAUCUUCUUCACUUCUGAUUUAACAGGUGUUUCCUGGCAGGAAGUACUUAAAUGAAAUUACAGUCCUGUUCUAGAAAGGCAGUUUCUCCAUGGUCAUUCUUGCUUCUCCUUCUGGAGGAGACGGUAGUAACCAUACUUGGGUACCACCCUUAGCACUAACAACCCAGAGUGCUUCCUAGGAAAGGCGUCCGGAACCACUUCUGCUGGCUGGCACUGGGCAGCAGGGCUGGUGUACACCUCCCAGAGCCAUGCCCCUGGCAGCUGUGAUGUGAGAGCAGAACUCUGCACACACUCCAGGAAGUCAUCGCCACUGUGGUUUAAUGGUCUGUUCCACGAAAUGCCACCCAGCUUCAGUCAGGCCACUAACUGGUUUGGGUCUUCUGUGCGUGAUCACUCCACCACAGAGCUUUGCAAAGGGAAUCAGAGCUAAAAUAUGCAAAUAUCUUUGGAACGGUUGAUUGCUGGAGUCCACAGCCACUUGGCAAGUUGUAGAGAACUGUAUAUUGGAAAUCAGUGAUAGAAGUGAGUCUCUUUGAGCUGGAGCAUGACUGCACAUGGGGAAGGAAUGCAGUAUUAGGGAAGUGAAGGCUAGGGCACCCAGCAAGCCUGUGUGGAUUCCCACUUACGUAUAGAUGAAUUCAGACUCCUAGGAAUGGAUUACCUUCAUUGGAACACUUUUUACACUGUUGGAUGGCCCUCCACACCUCUCUAGUCACCUCCCAGCUACAGCCCAUCCCAAAGAGUCCCCAGAGGUUGAAACUUGUCAGUGAUGAAAAUCAUGGUUGUACCACAGAUAACCAAGGUUUCCACUGCUCUGCCCUUUCCUCUUAGCCAGGUGGCUGCUGAAUUCAUUGAGAAGAGUACGUCAGAACAACUAUAUAUGCACAUAAUAAUGCACUGUGAAUGCUUGUGUUUGCCUGGUGUUCUUAACCCACAGAGAAAAGCUUGCUGGUGCUGAUGGAUUGCCAAGCAUUCUCUGAAAAAGAAGGCUCCAUCCAUCAGGCAUGAGCACAGGCCAGCUCUUGGCUUGUCUCUCCUCUGAUUCAAAAAUCACAGAUCUGUCAUCCUGUUUGCUUUGCACUUUGCUUUGGUUUUUUUUUCUCUACUGUGGAAACCUCAGCUCUGGUGAUGGCAGUGAGUACAGCCUUGUUCCUAGUUGGUGGAUGAAAAACAUCUAACUGCUAGUUUCUCCAAAGGAAAGCAUUUAACAGAGCCACAUGGGUGUGUCUCCACCUUAGCAAAAAAUGGUUUUAGAAAUAACUACUUGGGAUUUUGUGUCAUUUGAUAAAAGGCCAGUCAACAUAAUUUAUUUCUCAUUUAAUUGUUUAAAUGAUUCAUGAAAUUACAACAUUGAAAGGGAAUCUUGAGAUCUCGAAUAUCCUAGGUUAGUCACACCAGGCAGUUAGAUAGAGCCGAGGUGUAAAUAAGAGAAUCUCGAAGAACAUUCAAGGAACAAUGGCUUUUGCUAUUACCAAUAGCAGGGUAAGUAGGCACAAGGGGCAAACCCCCUUGCUUGGGGCAGGAAGUCUCUGGAAUCAGGUUUGAUACUGUUUUGAGCAAAUUUGAUGUAACUUUUGGUGCCUGCCUGUGUUCUGAGUGGUGCAUGUUCUCCCCAAAGUAGGUAGUCCCAUAUAUCUGUAUGUCAUACCACACCAACCACCCCAGGGACAAAGUUGAAUCACACAUUCAGGGCCCUAGACUUCCCACUGCCCUGCUGGCUAAGGGCUGCUCCACUGAGUCCAGGCUUCCAAUGUCCAUCCUUGUGAGACACCACCUUCUUGGCAUCUCAGUCAUGUUUUAAAAGUGUACUGUAUUUUUGUUUAACAUCAAUCCUUUAAAAGCUUGAUUUUAACUUUAAAGCAGAAGAAUAGCUCUGAACUAUGUGUCACAGCUAGUACACAGAAAUAUUCAUUUAAUGGGGCCUUUGGUUUUGCUUUUUCAUAGUAUUUAAAUAUAUAUGUAUUUGUAUAUAAGUGAGCUUGUUCACUAAGAUUUAUAUUUUGAAGCAAAAGAAAAGCAUUUUUCCAAAGUGCUCCUAUUUUUUUCCUUUAAAAUAAUGUUAGGUUAUAUCUUUGCUGGUGUAAAGGAAGAUACUCAAUACCUUGAUGAAAUGACACUUAAGUUCAUCACCUUUUUUCAAGCUGUAGGUCCUACCAGGAACGUCUGUGUGCUCCUGUAAACUGUAGCUCAGCUUGACAGCCAAGAACUGCACACCAGCCUUGCGGGGUUUGGGUCUGCAUUUUCACCUUUUGACCCCGGGUUCCCCCAAGAAGCCUCGACGCUGGCAGAGACAGCAGUGCCAGAGCCUGUCGUCAGCGGAGAUCAGAUCUCUGAGUGAGGCAUGAAUGCUCCCUCCUAGACUUCCCUGACUCUGAGUGUUGCUUAUCACGGGACUAACCCCAACUGUCACCCGUCAGAGGCAGCCCCACUCAGGCAUAUGAAAACACUGGCAGGUAAGGGCAGCUGCUUUCUGGCCUUUUCCACCAGGACCUAGUUGGUGUGGUUUUAGAAAAAUUGGUGAACUUGAUUGUUAGUACUAUCUCAUUUAAAAGAUACCUCCAAGUGUUCACCUUUAGGUGUUGAGAGAAUCUGACUAGGGAGACAAAGGAUUUAGGAAAUUCAGAUUGGUGCAAAAGGUAGGUUUCAAAUCUGAUUUAAACAUUCACAUUUUGUUUUUGUUUUUUCUUGGUUCUUUGGGAUCCAUAAGAGGGUGAUUUUUUUUUUUUUUUUAAGGGAAAGCAGUUUGAGCUCUUUGCUUCUGUAUACUUCUUAUCAUUCCAAUGGAUAUGCAGCUUUUCGUUCAUAGCAUAUGCCAAUGUGAAGUAUGGACCAAAACACAUCACCACCAUUGCCACUGUUCUGUGUGUGCUUGUGAUUGAUGCCAUUUGCCUUGCAUUCAUUUCAAGUGGUGUUUUCAAGGUAUUGUCAUUGGGGAGGGAAAAGGCUUCCGUGACAAGUGUAAAAGAAACUGUUACUAACUGAACAGCGGGACGGUACUAACCCUCCGCCGGGCCUGCCUAUUGCUGCAUCGUAUCCAGGGCUUGGGUUCUUCCCGCUGCACGCACAGCUGCCACCUGGGCCCACAUCUGGAUGUGGCUGCCGUAGGUCUGAUACUUUAUGGUUUGUUUUUUUUUUUCCUAGAAAAAAUCAGGAAUUAGGUUAGGCAAGGGCUCAGAUAAGCAUGCCAUAGAGCCUGAAGCUAGAAGCUAGACCAGGCCUCUCCACAGUGGUUCUAGCCAACCCCUCUGGCAGUUGCUGGGCUCUGUGCCACUGGAUUCCACCAACCAGACCCACCACUCUUGAUCCCGACCUCGUAAUUGUGAUGAGGUGGUCCUGAGUGAGACUAUUCUGUGACAUUAAGAUGACUGUAUCCGGUGCAGAUGCUGCUCAGCACUGUGAAUGUUUCUCUUUCCUUGUUUACCCUGUACUGCCCCCAGCCCCUCAUGUAUGUGCAGCCUAUUCCAAUGUACCGCUCUCAGAGCAGUGGCCUCUGUGGCUUAGAAUAAAUGUCCGAACACCUGCCUAC